Messenger RNA from Glycine soja, 1326 nucleotides. RefSeq lists its product as uncharacterized. Lineage: Eukaryota; Viridiplantae; Streptophyta; Magnoliopsida; Fabales; Fabaceae. The record is from RefSeq and is a predicted model, not a curated record. The transcript is spliced from 3 exons. The coding region runs from base 319 to 1122 and encodes 267 amino acids.
UGCACCAAUUUAGGAUCAUACACACAGCAACCUUGACAUAAUCGAUAUCUUUCAUCGCCUACGGCAACGCUUCAUUUGAAUCAACACUCCUUCCUCUUCCUCUCUCUCGUCCAUUUUAGUUGUAAGACUAAGAUCUCAUCUUAGAUUCCAUUUUGUCUCUUCAUUGCCCCCAAAAUAACUUUAUUUUCUCUGAAUUAUUGCCUACAGCAACUUUGAAUAAUUCUCCUUCGUAUCAAGUCUUCCUCAUCUUCACCACCUUUUUAUAUUUAUGUGUCUAAGAACAUAAACUAAAAAACCAAGGCGAGUGAAAGAAAAAAAAUGUCAGGUGUGUCUCUAGCAGUGUCUGGUCCACCAGCAGCAACAGUGGCUGAAGCAGCAGGUACAAAGCCUAAACGAAGAACAGAACAGGCACCAAUGGGUGGCAUGAUGGGUUCACUGCGCGUGAUAGAACUUCAGCUGGUGGCCUUCAUCUUGGUGUUCUCAGCAAGUGGCCUCGUCCCACUCCUUGAUCUAGUGUUCCCUGCAUUCGCCUCUGCAUACAUCUUGGCACUUUCACAAUUCGCAUUUCCAUCGGCGUCUUCGUCGGGGACUGAGAUCUUCAAAGGGAGCAGAUUGUUCCGAAUGUAUGUUGUUUUUGGCACCACCGUGGGGCUGUUCUUGCCGCUGGCUUACGUGCUUGGUGGGUUUGCAAGAGGGGAUGAGCAUGCAGUGCGUUCUGCCACCCCGCACUUGUUCUUGCUAUCGUUUCAGAUACUCACUGAGAACAUUAUUGGUGGUUUGUCUCUGUUUUCGCCACCCGUGAGGGCGUUGGUGCCAAUCAUCUACACAAUUCGGAGGAUCUUUGUGGAUAUUGAUUGGAUUCAUGAUGUCUGGCUCAACAAGACUUUGCCUGUCAAUGCCAAAUUUCAGGACUUGGCAUGGUAUUGGUUCGGAAAGGGUCUGGCAGUGGCCAAUCUGGCUUAUUUCUCCAUUAAUCUAUUUGGGUUCUUGAUACCCAGGUUCCUUCCAAGAGCUUUUGAGAGGUAUUUCCAAGAGAAGGGAGAGAUCUAUACCAAGUCAGCAGAGGAUAAAAGAUCUGUGGUUGUCAACAGAACCCAAUUAUCAGAAAAGAAGACAGAUUAAGAGCUAUAGCCAAUUUUGACUUCACUUGCAAUUUUAAACACUUUCAGCAUUUUUUUUCCUUAGAAAAUAGUAAUGAAUGUGUAUGAUGAUAUGUGAGCCUGGACUUAAAAAUCUGGCUCUCCGUUACAUUAUGAAACUAUAUAUGGCUUUUGGAUAAAUUUUAUGUAUCAUACAGGUUAAUUCAAUAUUUGCUGAUUUCUUCUA